AUGAGCGUCUUCGCGUCGCCGUCGAAGACGACGGUGGACAUGGACGAGAUCAACAAGGUGCUCUGGCCCGUCUACGUGCGCGCGGCGCUGCGCGGCGCGACGAUCAGCCGCUGCGAGGUCGUGGGCACGGUCCAAAAACGCGAGUGGCUCAAGCUCCUCCGCGGCAGCGGCCUCGACGGCGCCCAGGCGACGCUGGUCUACUACGCGGAGACGGCGAAGCACGAGAGGCGCUGCUUCACGUACAGCGCCUUUAAGAGGGCCCUCUGCGUCGUCGCGUGCCGCCUGGAGCCCGAGCUCCGGCCGAGCGCGGCGUUCGUGCGCUUCGUGGACCGCCUCGCGCCCCGCUGGCCCACGCGGUCGGCGGCGCCCAUCGCCGGGGCGCGGGCGGCCUGCGCCGCGGUGCUCGACGCCUUCGCGCCGUGCCUGGCCAAGGUCUUCGCGUUCUUCGCCACGGCUCCUACGACCUUCGAGACGAAAGUCCUCCGGCGCCACGGGGCCCGGGAGGACGUGGACCGCAUGCAGCAGUCGCUGACCUUCGCCGGCUGGGCGGGCUUCGCGGCGACCUUCGCCUUCGCGGAUCGGCUGGGCCCGGACGCGGUGUCCGCGAUCUUCGUCGACUCCGUCGCCGUCGAGGCCGCGGACGAGCUCGGCGGGCUGACGUUGGAGGAGUUCCACGACGCCGUGCUCCGGGCGGCGCUGCUCGUGUCGGCGACGCCCGGCGGCGGCUCGGAGGACAUCCCGGGCAUCGACCUCGCGCUCAAGCCGCGGCGGUCCGCGCGCGGCGCCGGUCCCGCGGACGCGGACGCGCUCGCGCUCGCCGCCGACGCGGCGCCCCAGCGCGCCCUCGCCGGCUUCCGGGUCAUGCGGUCGACGCUCGAGCGCACCGUGCCGCGCGCGACAAACGCGGGCCACGGCACCUGCGCGGGCUCCGCGGGCGGCGAGGCGCGCUGGGCCGGCGGCCGCGCCGUGAGCUCGAACUACUCCCUGCUCAUCGAGGGCUCCAAGGAGUUCUCCACGCUCGCGGACCAGUGCUGGUCCAACCUGAAGAAGAACACGGCGAAGCUCCUCGCGUCGACGCGCCGCGCGACGUCGCGCGGCGAGGAGCUCACGGACCUCAUGGACGACCUCACGAUGACGCGGCCCGCGCCCGACGCCGCGGCGGCGGCCGACGCCGCCGUCUUCGACACGACCCACAGCCUCCUCCGGUAG
Messenger RNA from Aureococcus anophagefferens, 1209 nucleotides. Its product is annotated as expressed protein. The coding region runs from base 1 to 1209 and encodes 402 amino acids. NCBI's taxonomy places the organism in Eukaryota, Pelagophyceae, Pelagomonadales, Pelagomonadaceae. The record is from RefSeq and is a predicted model, not a curated record. The transcript has a single exon.